AUGGGUUCCUCUAAUAGUAGUCCUAAAGUAUCUGAUGAUAAAUCCAUAGUUCUUGAUUGUAACUUGUAUAAAAAUGAAACUGAUGCAGUUGAAGGAGGUUAUUGUGAGGCAAUGAAUUUCAAUUUAGGACCAUACUAUCCUCCUAAAUAUACAUAUUUUACUAAUGGUCUAGCAAUUUCAGCUAUUGGAGAUGUAAAAAUGCCUGUUACAUUAUCCUAUUAUCUAUCAGAUGUUAAUGGUAAUAGUGUUAUUAUAGUAUGUGGAAAUAAUGGCAAGGAAGUAUAUAUUGUUUGCUCACAAAUAGUUUCUGAUCAUGUUUCCCUAAAUAAUAAUAAUUCUAAAAUUGGAGGAUGUUCGAUGAUAUUUGGGAUUUACAAUGAGGAAUUUAUACUAACUUCAGGUUCAGAUCCCUCAGUAGCACUUAUAUCAGCAAAAUGUGCUUAUAAAUAUAGUUCAGUUCAAACAACUCUUUCAGAAAAUAUACUAUGGGGUAUUAAAACUAAUUUUACACCGAUUACAACAUCUUCUACUGUAAAUGGUAAUAAUCCAAGUUCAGACUCUCGUAACCCUCUAAAAAAAGCACUAAGUUCAGGAUAUAACUCAAAUUCAACUAUUUAUUUUGGAAAUAAAGGUAGAAAUGAUAAAAAUGGAAUUGAUGAUAAUAAUCAUAAAAAGAUUUUAAAUAAUACAUCAAAUUCAGCAAUAUUUAACUUACCUUCCGAAGGAACAUGCAACAAUGCUUCCAUUUCAUUUGUAAUCCCAAAAAAAAUGUUAUUAAAUAAUAAUGAAACAACUCUUUUAAUUAAAGAUAAUUCAGAUAUACCAUUAGCAAGUGUUAAGUUUAAUAGUUGUUGUGCUAGACUAACCAACUACAAUGAAGAACAAUUUGAUACUUCGGCAUAUCCUAAAGGAUGGUAUCUAUGGGAUAUUUUCAAUAUGACUUUUGCUUGGACCUUAACUAUGUAUUAUUUAAUUUCUUCUUCAAAUUUACAACCUUUAGUAUCAGUUCUUAGGGCGAAUUCUACCAAAUGUCCAUCAUCAAUUAGACUAUUAGAUAGUAGUAAUACUGAACUUCAAACUCAUUGGCAUUACAGAUCACAUUUUACUGGAAUAAUUCCAUAUGAAUGUUCCCUAGUAAAUUUCAAUGAAAGUUGUAAAAGCCCUAUAUUGAAUAUAAAUCUAGUUCAACAACUCGAUCAACAAUUUUUACGUUUUGGAUUUAUUGCUCCACCUAUGAAUAUUCUACCUAUUUCUAUGUCACUUUUUUCUUCUGGAACUCCUUUUGCAACUAUUAAUUUUAAUAAAGAUCAUAUUUUAAUUCAGACAACUAUAGGAAAUGAGUUGUUUGAAAUGCCAAAUUCUAUUCAUGAAGGUAAUUGGGUUAUUGGAGAUUUAUAUUUUGUACAACCUCCUAUAAAGUAUGCAAUAAAAAAGUCUAUUAAUCUUAAAAGUUGUACUAACAAUACAUCAGAAGACUGCCUUUUAACAAAAAGUAAUAAUUGGAUAUAUUCGAAGAAACAGACAGAUUUACUUACUUUUGCUUUUUAUCAAUAUCAGACAUUAAAGUUUACAAAAAAAACAUAUAAAGAAAUUAAAGAUAUGUAUUCUAAAGUAAAUCAUUCAUACUUAUAUAUUUCAUUGAAUAAUAACAUCAUUGUGAAUACUCUAUCAGCUAAUGAAAAAAUAGAUCGGGUUAUUAUUUACGGAAGAAACAAUGAAUAUAAUUUAGCUUACUGGAAAAUUAAAUUGGGAAUGUCACCUAGUCUUCAUCCUCCUGAUUCAGAUUUGCAACACCUUGAGAAUAAAAUUAUGAUUUAUAAUUCAGUAGGUCCAAAUUAUGAUUUAUAUGAUACAAACAAAGAUAAUCUUUUGUGA
Molecule: messenger RNA, 1875 nt
Organism: Cryptosporidium muris RN66
Lineage: Eukaryota; Apicomplexa; Conoidasida; Eucoccidiorida; Cryptosporidiidae
Exons: 4
Coding region: 1-1875 (624 amino acids)
Source: RefSeq, a predicted model, not a curated record